Phacochoerus africanus (Common warthog) is the source of this 2154-nucleotide messenger RNA. RefSeq names its product N-acetylglutamate synthase (gene NAGS). Gene Ontology annotation, cellular component: mitochondrial matrix. The transcript is spliced from 7 exons. Gene Ontology annotation, biological process: L-arginine biosynthetic process; glutamate metabolic process. The record is from RefSeq and is a predicted model, not a curated record. NCBI's taxonomy places the organism in Eukaryota, Metazoa, Chordata, Mammalia, Artiodactyla, Suidae. Gene Ontology annotation, molecular function: arginine binding; L-glutamate N-acetyltransferase activity, acting on acetyl-CoA as donor. Bases 120 to 1718 code for a protein of 532 amino acids.
CCCGUCCGCGCCCCGCCCCGGCCGGCCCGGCCCCGCCCCGCUGAAGGUUAAGAGGCCCGCAGAGCCGGGAGCUCCCGACAGACGGUCACUCUUUGGGGGGGCGAGCGGGUUUGGUUGUCAUGGCGACGGCACGGCUGGCCUGGGCCCUGCGGGCGGCCCCUGUGAGCCGAAGGCUGCGCGGCCCUCGAGGCACUGGGGGCGCCCGGGGGCUGAGUGGCAGCGCGCGGCGGCGGGCGGCCAGGGGCACCAGCCCCGGGCGCCGGCUCAGCACGGCCUGGGCGCCUGCCCGAGAGGAUGCCGACGAGGGCGCUGGGGAUGGCGCCCCCUCGCCUGCAGUGGAGGAGCCGUCGUGGAAGCCACCCCCCACGUCCCCCGUGCCCCCCGACCCUCCGGGGCCCCCGGCCGGCCGCUCGCUGGUGCAGCGGGACAUCCAGGUCUUCCUGAACCAGUGUGGGGCCAGCCCAGGAGAGGCGCGCCACUGGCUCUCGGAGUUCCAGACCUGCCACCACUCCACAGACAGGCCCUUCGCCGUCAUCGAGGUGGAAGACGAGGUGCUCAAGUGCCAGCAGGCCAUGUCCAGCCUGGCUUUUGCCCUGGCCUUCCUGCAACGCAUGGACAUGAAGCCUCUGGUGGUUCUGGGGCUGCCGGCUCCCACUGCGCCCUCAGGCUGUCUUUCCUUCUGGGAGGCCAAGGCACAGCUUGCCCAGAGAUGCAAGGUGCUGGUGAACACGCUGCGGCACAAUGCCGCCACCGCUGUGCCUUUUUUUGGUGGUGGGUCGGUACUGGGAGCUGCUGAGCCAGCCCCUCAUGCCAGCUACAGCGGCAUCGUCUCGGUGGAGACGGACCUGCUACAGUGGUGCCUGGAGUCGGGUAGCAUUCCCAUCCUGUGCCCCAUCGGGGAGACGGCUGCGCGCCGCUCCGUGCUCCUCGACUCGCUGGAGGUGACCGCGGCCCUGGCCAAGGCGCUGCAGCCCACCAAAAUUAUCUUCCUCAAUACUACAGGCGGCAUAUGCGACAGCAGUCACAAGGUCCUGAGUAACGUGAACUUGCCCGCCGACCUGGACCUGGUGACCAAUGCGGAGUGGGUGAGCACCAAAGAACGGCAGCAGAUGCGGCUCAUCGUGGACGUGCUCAGUCGCCUGCCCCACCACUCCUCGGCGGUCAUCACCGCCGCCAGCACGCUGCUCACGGAGCUCUUCAGCAACAAGGGGUCCGGGACCCUGUUCAAGAACGCCGAACGGAUGCUGCGAGUGCGCAGUCUGGACAGCCUGGACCAGGACCGCUUAGUGAACCUGGUCAACGCCAGCUUUGGCAAGAAGCUGCGGGACGACUAUCUGGCCUCGCUACGCCCGCGACUGCACUCUGUCUACGUCUCUGAGGGGUACAACGCGGCCGCCAUUCUGACCACGGAGCCCGUACUGGGGGGCACCCCGUAUCUAGACAAGUUUGUGGUGAGUUCCAGCCGCCAGGGCCAAGGCUCCGGCCAGAUGCUGUGGGAGCGCCUGCGGCGGGACCUGCAGACGCUUUUCUGGCGCUCCCGGGUCACCAACCCCAUCAACCCCUGGUACUUCAAACACAGUGAUGGCAGCUUCUCCAACAAGCAGUGGAUCUUCUUCUGGUUUGGCCUGGCCGACAUCCGGGACUCUUAUGAGCUGGUCAACCAUGCCAAGGGGCUGCCGGACUCCUUCUGCAAGCCGGCUUCUGACCCAGGCAGCUGACCUUCUCCACCAGCCCUGUAGGCCCUGGGACAGCCAGGGUGGACCAAAAGCCAUGCCUGCUGGAGGUGUCCCCAGGCAGCCAGACCAGGCUUGCUGGCUGAGUGAUCUGCAGAGGAGGUGGCCCCUACUCUGCCGCGCCCAGAGCGGGGCACCUGAGUGAGGACAAGUACAGGAAGAAGGGCCUGCCCAAGAUCCCCAACUUGCUCCAAAGCCACAACCAGAUGGCCUCCAAUUUUCAGUCCAGGGAUUUGGGGGGAGGAGGGCAGGGCUCUACUCAGGGCUUAAGGAUGGGCCAGUCUGUGGCCUCUGUGCUCUUCGGAGGCUCCCUUGCCCAAAUGCUCACCCACAUCUGCCUGAGACUCCACCACUCAUUUGAAUUCCUUCAGGUCUUGCAACUUCUCAGGAGGCCUUGAUUAAAAUGCAAAUUCUUGUCUGA